Messenger RNA from Dacryopinax primogenitus, 747 nucleotides. RefSeq names its product DUF431-domain-containing protein. The transcript has 4 exons. The record is from RefSeq and is a predicted model, not a curated record. The coding region runs from base 6 to 659 and encodes 217 amino acids. Gene Ontology annotation, biological process: peptidyl-arginine methylation. NCBI's taxonomy places the organism in Eukaryota, Fungi, Basidiomycota, Dacrymycetes, Dacrymycetales, Dacrymycetaceae. Gene Ontology annotation, molecular function: protein-arginine omega-N monomethyltransferase activity.
ACAAAAUGGUUUCUUUCGUUAUUGAGCACAUGGAAGAGGACGACCAAACGACACACACCUUCCCACCCUGGGUGCAGCUGGAAUACUCCCACAUGCGUACCCUCGCCGGUCCUAGCAGUACAGUGCACUUCACACACGUCUCUCCCACCGCUGCUUCCUCCCUCGACUCCCUCCUAUCUCCCUCAUCACCUUUGAUUCCUCCACUAGCGCAGGUGGAGGUACACACUGAAGGGGUGGAAGAUCUGAUGAAAGCGAAGGGUGUAUCGAAGGAAAGAGUCUGUCUGCUGGACCCAAAGGCAGAUAGUGCGCUCGCUCCAAGUGAUGGGGAGGAAUUUGAUUGGUUCCUGUUCGGGGGAAUACUGGGUGACGACCCACCCCGGGACCGGACAUCUGAACUGCGUGCUCUAGGAUUCCCGGGGCGUCAUCUAGGUUCGGUGCAGAUGACGACCGAUACCGCUCUUGGGGUGACCAAGCUCGUUGUGGUUGACCAACAGCCGCUUGACCAGAUUCCGUACGAUGACUUUCCUACCAUUAGGUUCAACAAGCAGGAAAGCGUAGAGAUGCCGUUCAGGUAUGUAGCAAAGGAUGGUCAGCCGGUCAUGCCUCCAGGGAUGAAGGAGCUGUUGUACGAGGAUCUAGAUAAAGGGUUCGAUUUCUAGAUGUGAAAUAGACACGAUAGACACGAUGCUGUAUCCGAUACAAGGGUCAAGAAUGUGCGACAGUACAAUGAUAAUGAGCUGACAUGAC